Messenger RNA from Python bivittatus (Burmese python), 795 nucleotides. RefSeq names its product LEM domain containing 1 (gene LEMD1). NCBI's taxonomy places the organism in Eukaryota, Metazoa, Chordata, Lepidosauria, Squamata, Pythonidae. The record is from RefSeq and is a predicted model, not a curated record.
AUGGAGAAUGUUACUGUAGACCUGCAUAUAGAAAGCAAGGAACAAGACACAACAGAACAAAGCUUGGAAGAGGAAGUUGAUGUUAAAACUCUGACUGACACUGAGCUAUGGAAGCAGCUUUGUUUAUAUGGAGUCAGCCCUGGACCAAUAUUACCUUCCACAAGAACCGUUUAUGAAAGCAAGCUUCUGCAGUUGAUGAAGCAAUGCCCAGGAGCAGCGGCUGGAGAGCAGAGCAAGCUGGAGGAUUGUGAAAGGGAAAACGUUGCAGCAAAAGGACAAAGCACAGAAGUCGUUCUUCAGAAUAGCAACUUUAAAGUAUCACCAGAAUGUGCCUGUAGUCCUGAUAAUAAAGCUCCUUUAGAUGAAAUAACAGAACGCCAGAAGAAACUCUUGUCACCUGAUUCUGAGCACAGUUUAGCCAAAAUAGUGGCAGAACUCCAAGAGAUAUUGCCAGAAGGUAAAAUGGCAUCACAUCGGUCACAAGGUUUAAGGAAGAAAGUUAGCAACAGCCCUGAGACAAGCAAACAAAAGAAAAGUGAUGCACUGCACAUUGAUUAUGGUCAUCCUGAUGCGAACAGCGUAGGAACUAGUUCUCGAAAAAGAACAUUAAGAGAGACUCCUCCUUCAGUUAAGAAACGUCCUGAAAUCAAAUCCCAGAAGGCAUGUGAAAAACCAGCUGGAGGACUUAUACCAACACGGAUAAAGAUUGCUGUGUUUUGUAUCUUUGUUUUCCUUCUCUUUGUGUAUGUAACUAUGGAAACCAGUCCAUUCACUACCUUCUUUAGCAGAAAAUGA